AUCGUUCAUCACUAUUACGUACCGUGUUAGUCGCUGAUACAAACUGUAGUAGUUAUAAAUUCAAAUAUAAAUUAUUUAAAGUCGUGAGUUGGGUCCCCGAUAAAAUUUUUCAGAUGUCUGGAUACGAUUCUCGCAGCGACGGACCCGGUUUCGUCGGAAUCAGAUUUUGUCAAGAAUGUAAUAACAUGUUAUAUCCAAAAGAAGACAAAGAACAUAAAGUAUUAUUGUAUGCAUGCCGUAAUUGUGAUCACAGACAGAUGGCUGACAGUAAUUGCAUUUAUGUCAACAAAAUUAUGCAUGAAAUCAAUGAACUUACUCAUAUUGUUUCUGAUGUGACAUCUGAUCCAACUUUACCCAGGUCUGAAGACCAUCCAUGUCCAAAAUGUAAACACCGCGAAUCAGUCUUUUUUCAAGCUCAAACUAGACGUGCUGAGGAGGAAAUGAGAUUAUAUUAUGUAUGCACUAAUCCUCAUUGCAUACAUCGUUGGACUGAAUCAUCCAUCUAGUUCAAAAUACUUUGUAUGAUAACAUAAAAUAUAUUUAAACUUAAUGAUAAACUUAUACAUUUUCAUAGAGUAAAUGAAUAACAAAAAAUAUC
Messenger RNA from Sipha flava (yellow sugarcane aphid), 598 nucleotides. RefSeq names its product DNA-directed RNA polymerase II subunit RPB9 (gene RpII15). Gene Ontology annotation, biological process: DNA-templated transcription; transcription-coupled nucleotide-excision repair; maintenance of transcriptional fidelity during transcription elongation by RNA polymerase II. The transcript is spliced from 5 exons. The coding region runs from base 114 to 506 and encodes 130 amino acids. Gene Ontology annotation, cellular component: RNA polymerase II, core complex. Lineage: Eukaryota; Metazoa; Arthropoda; Insecta; Hemiptera; Aphididae. Gene Ontology annotation, molecular function: nucleic acid binding; zinc ion binding; DNA-directed RNA polymerase activity. The record is from RefSeq and is a predicted model, not a curated record.